This is a messenger RNA of Acanthopagrus latus (yellowfin seabream), 5888 nucleotides long. It is a transcript of the gene ibtk, whose product is annotated as inhibitor of Bruton agammaglobulinemia tyrosine kinase. Gene Ontology annotation, molecular function: protein kinase binding; protein tyrosine kinase inhibitor activity. The transcript is spliced from 29 exons. NCBI's taxonomy places the organism in Eukaryota, Metazoa, Chordata, Actinopteri, Spariformes, Sparidae. Gene Ontology annotation, biological process: negative regulation of protein phosphorylation. Gene Ontology annotation, cellular component: cytoplasm; nucleoplasm. Bases 746 to 4780 code for a protein of 1344 amino acids. The record is from RefSeq and is a predicted model, not a curated record.
ACUGGCGACGCUUUUUACUUAUAACCUGCAGGGGUUUCAGGCGUCCGGUCCUGUCAACAAUUGCGCCAGUGAAAAUAAACUGUUAGCUUCUCUUUGUAGUUAUGACACAGUGGAUGUACGUCGUUGAUGCAACUUUCUCCAUGUCCGCUUUUCUCUUUAUCUAGCGGAAGGUGCACUCUACAAUUAUGGAGUUUUGAAAAGCAAAGUGAGCAUUUUGGGGGGAAAGGGGGCCUUUCCCCUCAAGUUUGAUGGUUGGACUGCUGGAGGAGACGGUCGGAGGGUUGUUGGAACUGCUGCCUUUUGUAAAUUAUUCAAGAGUAUAUAGAGGAGAAACUAUUUUUGCUAACAUUACUAUGUACAAUUUUGUAUGAAGUGCACACAAGGUUUUUGUAUAUAUUGAAUUCUUGAUGCCAUUGUAUGCUACCAGCACCUUAGUUUGUGUUUGAUCUUGGUUGAAAUGGUGGACUGAAACAAGUCAGGGAGCCUCUGGGGUUGCUAGGGUGCGGUGGAACUUCAACACAAGCACAAUUCUAGCACUCCAAACCAUUUCAACCCUUUUUUUUCUUCUUGGAGAGCAGCUCUGUUACAGUACAUUUAGGAACUGUGUUUUUGGUGUGUUAUUUCAUAUCAGAUUGAGGUUUUUUUUGCUUUUUAGCUAGUUUUCAAUUGUGGGUGGUGGCCUGUUAAAGGACUUUGUAAUCGUAAAGGGAGAAGGGUUCACUUUUAAGUUUUGUUGAACGCCAGGAUGAGUUUGGCAUCACCGGGCUGUACCCCCAAAUGCCGCUCAUCUGAGCAUGCAGACCAGGUGGUAGCAGCACUGACGCGUGGCUCUGAGGGGAAGCUGCGGGCGUUUUUGAAUUCACACUGCUACAAUGCGGCUACCGUGCGGGAUGAGUUUGGUCGCAAUGCCCUACACAUGGCAGCUUCCCUCGGAAAGAAGGCCAUACUGGAGUGGCUUCUGGAGAGUAAGAGUGCUGACCUUAUGGUGAAGGAUAAGGAGUCGGGCUGGACAGCUCUGCAUCGUAGCGCGUUCUAUGGACAGAUCCACUGUCUCAUAUCGCUGGUCAAGCAUGCCGGACUCCUUUCCACCCAGGACAGGGAGGGUCUCUCCGUCCUGGACAUUACAAUGAAGGACCGACCAUCUCAUGUUGUGUUCAAAAACACAGACCCAACAGAAGUGUACACUUGGGGAAACAACACUAAUUUCAGUCUUGGGCAUGGUAAUCAGGAGAGCCGACAACACCCCGAGCUCGUGGAUGUGUUUGCCAGGACUGGAGUUUACAUCAAGCAGGUGGUCCUGUGUAAGUUCCAUUCCGUGUUCUUAUCUCAGAAAGGCCAGGUGUUCACCUGUGGACAUGGACAAGGAGGACGACUUGGCCACGGAGAUGAACAAACUUAUCUGGUGCCUCGGAUGGUGGAGGGUCUCAUGUCCCACCACUGCUCCCAGGUGGCGGCAGCUAAAGACCACACAGUGGUGCUGACAGAAGAAGGCUACGUUUACACUUUUGGCCUCAACACCUUUCACCAGCUCGGUCUGGCUCCUCCUCCCGCUGCAGCACAUGUCCCUAAACAGGUUUUCUCCAAGACGCUGAAAGGCAGGACGGUGAUCGGAGUUGCUGCUGGAAGGUUCCACACAGUGCUUUGGACCAGGGAGGCCGUCUACACAAUGGGACUCAAUGGAGGCCAGCUGGGUUACUUGCUGGAUCCGAAUGGAGAGAAGUGCGUGACAGCCCCUCGACAGGUGUCGGCCCUGCACCACAAAGAUGUUACCAUAGCUAUGGUUGCAGCUAGUGAUGGAGCAACAGUAGUUGUGACAGAGAAGGGGGACGUCUACUUGUUGGCUGACUACCAGUGCAAGAAAAUGGCUUCAAGGCAGCUGAACAUCAAGAAGGUUCUGGUCAGUGGUGGUAGUCUGGACCACCGUGUGGUUCCACAGAUCCUAAAUGAGGGAGGAGGAGAAAAGGUGGCGAUCCUGGCAUUGGAUGAGGCUGGGAGGGUGUUUUGCUGGCGCUCCUGCGGCAGCUCAGUGAGACAGUGCCGGUGGGCGUAUGGGCGUCAGGUUUUCAUGUCGGACAUAGCUCUCAGCAAGAACGACAUGAUGUUUGUGACUCAGGAGGGGGAGGGCUUCAGUGGCGUGUGGGCUGGAGAAUAUAAGAAGUAUGGGGAAAAGAAAGAGGUCAGUGUGGAGGUUUGUGGCCCUUCGGAUGCGGGGACAGUGUACGAGCGAAUCCGCCUGGAGAAACUCCCCUAUGUCCACAGAGCUGUCAGCGUCACCAUGGACUCUAAAGGCAGAAACUUUGGAGUGCUUCAGUCUGACCCCAAAACAAGCUUGUAUGAGAUUCCCGUCAUCUCUCCAUCGUCCUUCACCCAACACUUCCGACGCCUCCUGGACGAGGCAGACGAAAUGGACAGCAUCCACGAUGUGACACUGCAGGCCGGUGAUCGCACCUUCCCGGCCCACAAGUACAUCCUGUCCAUGAGGUCAGAGUUCUUCCGAAAGCAGUUCAUGUCUGAGCAUUGCGGGGACGAUGAGGAGCUUGAUGCAGAAGUGAGGAAGAGCGAAGAUGCCGUGGGCUGUGAUUUAAUCAUUUUGGAGAAGAUCCCAGCAGACAUGUUGGAAUAUGCCCUCCACUUCAUCUACACAGACUCCUGUGAGCUGCUGGAGCACGGUGCCCGGCCAAGAGUGUCGGGGGCAUUGACGGGACAAAACCAGGACUCAGAGCAGGAGAGGCUUAUCAGCAGCCUGCAGGACUUGGGUCUGAGAGGUCGUUCAGCCCUGGAGGUAUACCGCUCCCUUCCCCCUGCAGCCAGAGGAGAUGGUGACAAGGCCAAGAGCAAGUGUGCCAAGCCUGGCAAGAAGGGGAAAGGAGGCAAAGGUGACAAAGCUGGGGCUAACGAUGGAGGAGCCAACCCUGUGAAAACCUUACAGGGUGUUGCGAAAAAGCUGGGCCUGGGAAGCCUAUCUGCACGACUGGACGGAGUCAAAUAUGAAAAUGGAAAGAUCAAUGUUGUGAACAAGAAAACUGGCAACAAACCCAAAUUCUACCAGAAAAAAUGCUCCUAUCUUUGUGAUGUGACUCUGAAAUCUGAAGAUGGCAAAGAGUUUCCAUGUCACAAAUGUGUCCUCUGUGCAAGACUCGAGUACUUUAAUAGUAUGCUUGGAAACCCCUGGAUUGAGGCCACAUCAUGCACUGCACUGGAGCUGCCCACUAGUUCUGAGAUCCUGCAGGUCAUCCUCGAGUAUAUUUACACAGAUGAAUCUCCUACUAUUAAAGAGUCUCUGAACGUGGAGUUUGUCUGCAAUGUAUUGGUUGUGGCCGACCAACUGCUGAUCACACGCCUGAAGGAAAUGUGCGAGGUCGUCAUCACUGAGAACUUGACUCUUAAGAAUGCUGCAGAGCUGCUGGAGUUUGCUGCCAUGUACAACGCAGAGCAGCUGAAACUUUCCUGUCUCCAGUUUAUCGUGCUCAACAUGGCUGCCCUGCUGGAGUCAAAAGCGCUGGAUAUUCUUAGCGAUGAAGUGCUAGUGGAGCUCUCUGCAGCCUACAAGAGGAUGAUCCCAGCAAUGGAAAAGAGGGUGAUCACACCGUAUCCUGGCGCCCCAGACCUUAGUGUGUAUGACGAUGAGGAUUUGGACUCUGCGUUCAGCCCCAAACCAGAAGCAGAACUGGAUCACUCCUGCAGGGAAAUCCUGUUAAAGAAGGCCAAGAUGAAGGCUAAAAAGAAACCAAGGCGACGCUCUGACAGCUCAGGGGGCUACACUCUCUCUGAUAUCAUUCAAAGCCCCCCUGCUGCAGUGGUCUCACUGCCCCUGGUGAAGUCGGGCAAAGCAAACUCUACAGAGUCCCUGCAGGAGCUGCUCACAUCUGAUUCAGAAGGCAGCUACAUGGGGGUGGGCAGUCCCAGAGACAUACAAUCCCCCAUCUUUCAUGACAGAGCUGAGGAUGAAAAGGCCUUCAGUCAGAGGCUAAAGACCCCACCCAGCACCCCGACCUCCCUGAGGGACUGCCUCCCAACUCCCCCCAACUCUGCUCCACAAACCAUCUCCAAGGUUCUUCCCUGUCCUGCCCAUCCUCCUCCAGUCUUGGAUCUUAGAACCAUCAUGGACAUGGAGGCCAACUCUGUGCAGACCCCCAGAGCGACUCCUAAAAGCCCUGGAAGUGUCAACACCAGCAUUAAGCACUCCCCUGUUCCUGCUAAACUGUCCCAGAAGCAGAGGAAGAUGUUGGCCAUGGCCAAUAAGGAGGGCAGUGUGGAGUCCAGUGCAUCCAAACCAACCCCCACAGGCACCCCAUCCAAAACCAGUGGGAAGGCUUGGGCAACAGCAGUCCAGUCCCCGCCCUCCUCUUGCUCAUUCCGGGCUCUGCUGGAGGAGGAGGAGAACCGCUUGAGUGGAGUGGCACAAACGGGAGUCCAGAGGGGCCAAAUCGCCCAGGGGUCCCCUAUCACUGCUACACCUGUGACCCGGAGGGUCACGUUCAAGUGUGCUGAAAGCAGCGAGCCGGAGAGACCCACCGGGCCCUGGGUGCUGGGUGCAGUGGGCAGCCCUCCCCUCUCCUCCUCCUUGGUGACCUUUGCCUCCAUCGUUGAGGAGGAGAAGCAGCAGGAAGCUGCACUGAUCCGCAGCCGAGAGAAGCCGCUGGCGCUCAUCCAGAUUGAAGAGCGGGCAAUCCAAGACCUCCUCAUCCAUUAUAAGGCACGUGACAACCCAGAUGAGUUGAUAGUUGUAGAGAGGUCUUCCAGAGGUCCUAUGGCAGCCCCGACAUGGAACAAACAUUGAUAUUAAACAGCACAGCUAGUACAUACCAUUGAAGUGAGAACAUCCCCCCCCCCCCCUCAGUUGUCACUCUGCAUUGUUGGCAGUAUCCCCGAAACAUCAUCAGAUCCAUCAGUCCGUGAUAAGACUCACCCUGCCCUGUGUGGGAAAAGUUCUGAUGCAGAUCUAAACUUGUCCCUGCAGUGUUACUUUAAGUUUUGUUAUUGCUGCUCAAAAUUUCUGUUGUGUAUGUGUGAAACAGAGUGAGUGCUUUUCAUAACUGAAUGUGGUCCUGGAUUACUUUGAACUUUCUUUAUAACCUAGUAGGAUUUAUGUUUCUACUCGGCAAACCAAUAAUUCAGAAAAGUUAGCAACGUUCCCAAAUAAUUGUUACUUAUAUGAAGUUAAAUCUGCCAAAGACAUGUUAAAAAAUGAAAAAUGUUCACGCCACAAAAUGGGUCCAAAGUACAGCAACUCGAGGGCGUGUGCGUGUGUGUUCAAUCAGUGUAAGCUCUCAAUGUGAUUAAGAAAGUAAGAGUGCCAAUUAUCAACCGUGGCAGAGCAUCAGCAAAGUAAAGUAAGCUCUUUACCAAGGCAGUAUGUUUAGUUUCUUUUUGUGCUCUUAUUUUUCUUCAUGAUACUUGCAGCUUUGGCUGAUGGCUUCAGUUGAUUUGCAGUGACUUGGUAACCUUGCUGGAAUCAGAUAAUGUGUAUUUUGAGUAUGAAAAAAAUGUGUUUCUUAUUUAAAAUGUGUUAUUUGAUGCAGUUCUAACGAAUGGUGAAUACUAUGGUAAUGGUAGGGUUGACUGUGUUCAGCUGGCGUUCCAGCCUUUGAAGUUGUCACUAUGGUGAUCUAGAGGAGGUGGCGUGCCUUUGUCGGUGAUUAUGACUUAUACACUGAUACAGCAGCUAAAAUAUCUUUUUUUUUUUUUUCCCUCCAGCAUUUUCUUUCUUCAAUGCCAAGUUGUUUGUUUUUUCAGCUUUUUUUUUUUGCUGGAGCCAAUGCAAGAUAGGGAGGUACUACAGAUCUGGACCAUGUUCUCUCAUCUCCAGAUGCGUGCGUGCGUGCGUGAGAGAUGUAAGCAUAUGAAGAGAAAGUGGCAUGUAAUAAAUGAUCUCAGCUGUGCAAUGA